Pediculus humanus corporis (human body louse) is the source of this 219-nucleotide messenger RNA. RefSeq lists its product as uncharacterized. Lineage: Eukaryota; Metazoa; Arthropoda; Insecta; Psocodea; Pediculidae. The transcript is spliced from 2 exons. The coding region runs from base 1 to 219 and encodes 72 amino acids. The record is from RefSeq and is a predicted model, not a curated record.
AUGGAGGAAAGCGUGGGCUGGAAUCCGACGCUAUAUAUAAGAAUUAAUAUUCACUCCGAACGUGACGUAAAACGGAAACGGAAAACGCUCCGGGGAAAAACAUACCGACGGCAGCGCAAUCAAACGGUUAAAAAUAAAAACAAAAUCACGUGUCAUAAAUUUUAUCGUGGUUUAAGAUUAAAUGAAAAUCGUUCGAUGGAUUGUACCCUUAAUUGUUGA